Messenger RNA from Suillus fuscotomentosus, 939 nucleotides. RefSeq lists its product as uncharacterized. Bases 1 to 939 code for a protein of 312 amino acids. The transcript has 4 exons. The record is from RefSeq and is a predicted model, not a curated record. Lineage: Eukaryota; Fungi; Basidiomycota; Agaricomycetes; Boletales; Suillaceae.
AUGAGUGCUAACACGAACAACCUCUCUUCGACUCCACAGACCAUUUAUGUCAAACAUGCGAUUCAUCCAGAGAGCGGUGAUUCCUUCCGCGCUGUAGCAGCUUCCACUAAAUCUCUCAAAGCAAGCCAGAAGGACUUCGGCGUACAAUGUACGCAAUGUCAAACGAAAUUGGAGAAGCCUUUGAAAUGCGCAAAGUGUAAGGGCGUCUGGUAUUGCUCAAAAGAGUGCCAAAAGAAAAAUUGGUCCACCCACAAACCGGCAUGCCAUGAGGUCGAACGCUCCUCGGGGGUAUUCAAAUUCAUACAAAUGUUCGGUGUAAACCCGGUGCUCAUGGGGCUCCUCAAAGUCGCUAUCAUCUUUGACUGUGGCCUGUUCGAGAAUCCCCGGAUCGGAUUCGAUGUGCCAUUCAUGGCACGUGCACGUGUUGACAUUGCAAUAGAACCUAGUGAUGUUCUUGACUUUGUUAGAUUGUAUUUCAAUGACAAGGCUGUUGGAGACAAACUUCAAGGGAUGUUGCAAGUCAAUACGAUCAUUCCGUGGCACCCAAGAACGCAAAGUCCCUUUAUGCCGAAGCGGCUACAGCUGUGGCGUGAGGCUCGAGCAAAGUAUAACUCAGAAGGUCUUGCCAAAGAUCCCGUAGGACUCGUAAAGUUCAUUGGCUGUAGUUGUGCAGAGGACUCAAAGAACUCAUUGACUGCUGAGUUGCACAUCCCGGCUGUUGUCCUUGACAUGGCAAGGCAACGCGAGCCCUUCACAUUUGUCUCUGCUGUCACGGGCAUGCAGUUUAACAAACCCAUGAGCACUGUGACAUGUCUAGAGUAUGUUCUCCGUUCUCAUCCUUGGAUUCUAGCAAGCGGCGCUUCUUACAUUUACAUUGCACAGGUACAUCAAUGUGCAUAUUCGAGCGGACAAGCAGAAUCAGCUACGUUUGCGGGCUGA